UCCCUUCUAGGUGAGAUGUCAGAAAAACUAAGGAGAUGCAGGAAGGAACUGACUGCAGCUAUAGACAGGGCAUUUGAAGAUCUCACAGCUCCUUUCUGUCUCUCAGAAGAUUGCAUCAAUAAACAGAAUUCAGACUUGCAGACCGAGACACCUUCCUCCUUGCCCCAAAUGAACAGAGUUAGUUACAGAAGAGAUCCUACUUCUACCUUAUCUUCCUAUCUCAACCAGUCUGCAGCAGUCUCCUGCGUGCUGGAAAAAAAGAAUCCUGUCUUCAUACCAAACCUUAUUCCAGUAAGCGUUGCCCAAAAUCCCUUAUGCCCAAAGAGAGAACCUUUAACAAGUAAGGAAAAUACUUGGCUACGUUCUUCCAUUUUUGUGUCUGACAGACAACUUCCAAGAACUCUGGGGGACAGAGAGAGAUGGAGGAAAGGGCAUGCGAGCAAAGAUGCUGAAAGAUGCAUGAAGUCAGAAGCAAACAUAGCUGUCCAUGUUGUCUCCCAAGACAUUCCGCAGGCUCUUCCUGACAAACCUGGGAACCCAAACAGUUGGGGUAUAGAGGAGUUAGCAGGCCAGCUGGCCCUAGUGAAUGAGUUAAGCAGAGUUCACAGGCGCUCAGGUGAGCCCCCCCUGAGAGAUGAUGUUUUAGCCAUCUUUAUGGAUGCGAGCAGCAGUUCUGAGACAAGGCACCGAAGACCAAACACUGAGGAUGAAGAGAUUAUCCAGACAGUGCUGGAUUUGGAAGAGGAUUACAGCACAGCCAUCUCUGCUCUGCACCAGCUGAACUAG
Terrapene triunguis (Three-toed box turtle) is the source of this 786-nucleotide messenger RNA. RefSeq names its product chromosome unknown C3orf62 homolog (gene CUNH3orf62). The coding region runs from base 16 to 786 and encodes 256 amino acids. The record is from RefSeq and is a predicted model, not a curated record. The transcript has 3 exons. Lineage: Eukaryota; Metazoa; Chordata; Testudines; Emydidae.